AUGUACGAGGGCAAGUGGACCGCCCUCACGGUCCGCAAGACCUUUCUUGAGUACUUUGCCGAGAGAGGACACACAAUAGUGCCCUCCUCCUCCGUCGUCCCUCACAAUGACCCGACCCUCCUCUUCACAAAUGCCGGGAUGAACCAGUUCAAGCCCAUUUUCCUCGGCACGGUCAACAAGUCCGACGACAUGGCCUCUCUCAAGCGCGCUACCGAUACGCAGAAGUGUAUCCGCGCGGGCGGGAAGCAUAACGACCUCGACGAUGUCGGCAAGGACUCCUACCACCACACUUUUUUCGAGAUGCUGGGCAAUUGGUCCUUUGGAGACUACUUCAAGAAGGAGGCCAUCAGCAUGUCGUGGGAGCUGCUGACAAAGGUCUACGGACUGGAUCCCUCCAGACUCUAUGUCACAUAUUUCGAGGGCAACCCCGCCAUGGGUCUGGACCCCGAUCUGGAGGCCAAGGAGCUGUGGCAGUCUGUGGGCGUGGCGGACGACCACAUCCUGCCAGGCAACAUGAAGGACAACUUCUGGGAGAUGGGCGACCAGGGCCCAUGCGGUCCUUGUAGUGAGGUGCACUACGAUAAGGUCGGCGGCCGCAAUGCCGCGCACCUUGUCAACCAGGACGAUCCCUUGGUGGUGGAGAUCUGGAACAACGUGUUCAUCCAGUUCGACAGGCAAAAGGACAAGUCCCUGAAGUCGCUCCCUGCCAAGCACAUCGAUACCGGCAUGGGCUACGAGCGUCUCGUCUCCGCGCUGCAGGACAAGGAAUCCAACUACGCCACCGACGUGUUCACCCCGCUGUUCAACAAGAUACAAGAGGUCACCAAUGCUCGUCCAUACACCGACAAGUAUGGUAAAGACGAUGCUGACGGUGUAGACACGGCGUACCGUGUGGUGGCCGAUCACAUCAGGCUGCUUACCUUUUCCAUGGCAGACGGGGCGGUCCCGAACAAUGAAGGAAGAGGCUACGUGGUGCGCAGAGUGCUCCGGAGAGGUUCGCGGUAUGCUCGCAAGUACUUCAACGUGGAGAUCGGGUCCUUCUUCUCCAAGAUCCUGCCUGCGCUCGUCGAGCAGAUGGGCGAGCAGUUCCCCGAGAUCGUCAAGAAGCAGAAGGAUAUCGCUGAGAUUCUUGACGAGGAGGAGGAGGCCUUCGCGAAGACCCUCGAUCGCGGCGAGAAGCAGUUCGAAAAGUUCGUUGCGGAUGUGCAAAAGAAGGGCGAGAAGAAGUUGUCUGGCCUGCAGGUCUGGAGAUUAUACGACACGUAUGGUUUCCCUGAGGACUUGACCAAGCUGAUGAGCGAGGAGCGCGGCAUGGAACCUACGGAUGAGGAUGAUAUUUCCAAGGCGAGGGAAGAGGCGCGCGAGGCUAGUAAGAAGGUCAAGGAUAAGGCUCAGGAGUUCCCCAAGUUGAACGUGCACCAGAUUGCGGAGCUGGAGAACCAACACAAGAUACCAAGACCAGACUCGGAGCCAAAAUACGGAAAGGGCGAUAUCACCGCGAACAUUCAGCUGAUCUUCACGGGCGAGAAGUUUGUCGAAUCGUCUAAGGAUAUACCGGUGGAGACCCCUCUCGGCCUCAUACUCGACAAGACCAACUUCUACGCUGAGUCUGGUGGCCAGAUCGCGGACAAGGGUCGGAUCCUUGUGGACGACGACGUUGCCGAGUUCAAGGUCGAGGACGUGCAGGAGUAUGGAGGCUACGUCGUGCAUAUUGGUUACUUUGCCCAUGGCUCGUUGAGCUCGGGCGAUAAGGUGAUCUGCGAAUACGACGAGCUGCGACGGCAGCCCAUUCGCAACAACCACACCGGCACGCACAUCCUCAACCACUCUCUGCGCGAGGUGCUGGGUGACGACGUCAACCAGAAGGGCUCGCUCGUCGAUGAAGACAAGCUGCGCUUCGACUUCUCGCACAAGACAGGCGUGACGAACGAGGAGCUGAAGAAGAUCGAGGACCUGUCCAACGCGUACAUCAAGCAGAAUGCCCAGGUCUAUUACAAGGACGUGGAGCUCGACGCCGCCCGAGAGAUUGAGGGUGUGCGUGCCGUGUUCGGUGAGACAUAUCCCAACCCUGUGCGUGUGGUCUCGGUCGGCAUCGACGUGGACAUGCUCCUCGAGAACCCCAAGAACCCCGAAUGGCGCAAGGUGAGCGUCGAGUUUUGCGGCGGUACUCACGUCGACCAGACUGGCAUCAUCAAGGACAUGGUGGUCGUGGAGGAGAGCGGUAUUGCCAAGGGCAUCAGGCGAAUGGUCGCAUACACGGGCGACGCCGCACAUGAGGUACAGCGGCUCGCCAAGGAGUUUGCCAACAGGCUGCAGGAGCUCGAGAAGCUGCCCUUUGGCCCCGAGAAGGAAGAGCAGGUCAAGCGGACGGGCGUCGAGCUGGGCCAGCUGACGCUCUCGGUGCUGGAGAAGGAAGACCUGAGGCAGACGUUCGCCAAGAUCCAAAAGACAGUCGUGGACGAGCAGAAGAAGCGCCAGAAGGCGGAGAGCAAGACGGCGCUGGACACGGUGACGAGCCACUUCUCCAAGCCGGAGAACAAGAACAGCAAGUGGUUUGUCGGCCAGCUGCCCAUCAGCGCCAACAUGAAGGCCAUCUCGGAUGUCAUGGCGCACUUCAAGAGCAAGGACAAGACCAAGAGCGUCUAUGUCUUUGGAGGCAGCAAGGAGGGCGGUGUUGUGCAUGGCGUUUAUGUCGGCACUGACCUCGCCUCCAAGGGCAUCACCGCCGAGAAGUGGUCCACCACCGUCUCGGAGGUCAUCGGCGGCAAGGCGGGCGGUAAGGAGCCGACGCGCCAGGGCUCGGGCACCCAGCCCGAGAGGAUCGAGGAGGCGGUCGCGACGGCGGAGAAGUGGCUGACCGAGGAGAUGGAGAAGCUGAAGAUCUGAUUUUUUUUUUCUUUCUCUUCGGUUAUUCCAUAAAAAAAAAGGAAGGGAAAAAAAGGGGGAGGGGGGGGGGGUUGCAAUUGAAACCAGGAGAGAAAAGAAUGAAAGGAGGACACAUCAAAUGUAUGGCAUGGUGGGAAAUUGGUGGUAUCAUAGGGAGCUCUAUAGAUGUUGCGCUUAUCGGUUCACAACG
Cryphonectria parasitica EP155 is the source of this 3076-nucleotide messenger RNA. RefSeq lists its product as uncharacterized. Gene Ontology annotation, biological process: tRNA modification; alanyl-tRNA aminoacylation. Gene Ontology annotation, molecular function: aminoacyl-tRNA deacylase activity; amino acid binding; nucleic acid binding. The coding region runs from base 1 to 2886 and encodes 961 amino acids. The record is from RefSeq and is a predicted model, not a curated record. Gene Ontology annotation, cellular component: mitochondrion; cytoplasm. Lineage: Eukaryota; Fungi; Ascomycota; Sordariomycetes; Diaporthales; Cryphonectriaceae. The transcript has 3 exons.